Molecule: messenger RNA, 1763 nt
Organism: Daldinia caldariorum
Lineage: Eukaryota; Fungi; Ascomycota; Sordariomycetes; Xylariales; Hypoxylaceae
Product: HET-domain-containing protein
Exons: 4
Coding region: 1-1722 (573 amino acids)
Source: RefSeq, a predicted model, not a curated record
AUGUGGUGGCUAAGACACACUCAUUCCAACACUGAAUCAGAGAAUACAUUAGAGCAGUUUUCGUAUUCGAUUAUCCCGCUUCAUAUUCACCACCGUAGCUUUACGUCAAGCGUCGAGGAACCUAGUCCGGCAAUCCCUGAAACCAUUCGACUGCUCAGGAUACUACCACGCAGAUACGAUGCUAUCUCGUACACCUGGCAACAAGACGAAGUCAAUGGCGGAAGCAAAAAUAAACAGGGAGAAAUAGUCUGUAACGAUGCGCGUCUCUUAGUGGGAGUAAACCUGUUCAAUUGCCUCGAACAGCUGGAGAAGAAUGGCCGACACUACGACCAGGACCUUUGGGUUGAUGCAAUAUGCAUUAAUCAAGGCGACGAAGCCGAGAGAAACCAGCAGGUCAGCAUUAUGGCUGAUAUUUAUAAGUUAGCUGAGCGCGUGGUUGUGUGGCUUGGCGCUGCUGACGAGUUCACACCGAAAGCGUCGGAGCUGAUAGAAAGUUUGAGUCGAUUAAAGGGUGAUGAAAUUAUCACCAUCACUCCUCAAGCAUUCGACGACGCACACAACAAACGCUUGCUGGGAUGCUCAAAUUCGCCAGAACACUGGAAAGCACUGGCCCUACUAUUUGGGAGGAGAUGGUUUACACGGGCAUGGGUCGUUCAGGAGCUCAUUUUAGCUCGUAAAAUAACUAUCUUGUGCGGUGAUCAUACCUUCGACUGGGACAAGAUGGUUCGCGUCUCGGAUUUCCUGGCAAAACGAACUUCGGCCAACACGUUUAGAGAACAUCUAUUUGAUAACAUCGACCGCCACUUUCUUUCGUAUAAAAAUCCUACCAAAUUGGAUGCGAUCAAGAGGGAUCGUUGUGGCCAAGCCAGCAAUGCUUUCCUCUACACGUUGGUUCGAUGUCGUACCUACGAUGCUCGGGAGAAGCACGACAAAUUGUAUCCAAACUACCAUGGAACUGUUGCAAAGUUGUAUACGGAUGUCGCCAAGUAUAUCCUAGAGGCCUCGGAGGACCUGCACGUCCUUGCACACGCCGAAGGCGAUUAUUUCAGGGAAACCGAAGGCCUACCCACAUGGGUGCCCGAUUGGAGUGUAAGGAAAGACCUUGGUCUCAGAAUCACUGGAUAUACUAGAUAUAAUGCCGCCGGCACCCUACCAUGUUUCUACAAGAUCCAAGACGGAGAUAGGCUAGGACUACGCGGAUUUGAAUUAGAUAUAAUUACUCGAGUAGGAGAGACAAAAGAGGAGGUCAAUCGUACUAAGAACUGCAAGGAUUGGUUGGAUCUGCGCGAUGAGCUUCAACGGGAGUAUCCCGCUGCAGACUACAAGGACGCCUUUUGGCGUACACUUCUUAUCGACACAGAUCCGUCCAGGACAGUACCGAUCAAACAACCAUGGGAGAAUGCCUUCAAUAUAUGGAUGGGCCUUUGUGAUUACGAGCCAUCCAAGACUGGCAAGCAAAAGGCUGCCGAGUAUGAGACCUCAUUCACGCAUUCCUUGAAUCUGCGCCUGUUUAGAACAGCCCAGGGGCAUCUGGGCUGCGGAACUUCGUCUUGUAAAAAAGGUGAUCUGGUAUGGAUCGUUCAGGGCUCAAGGGUACCAUUAAUUCUUCGACUGGUGCCGCAGGCGAAAACUUAUGAGCUUGUUGGCGGAACAUACCUUCACUGGUUUAUGCAAGGGGAGGCAUUGGAUGAGCGGGAACUUCAGGGAUUUACUUUGGUUUAGUGUAUUAUAGUCAUAUGGUUCUUAACGUUUGCUAACGAUAU